Vigna unguiculata (cowpea) is the source of this 1350-nucleotide messenger RNA. RefSeq lists its product as uncharacterized. Lineage: Eukaryota; Viridiplantae; Streptophyta; Magnoliopsida; Fabales; Fabaceae. The record is from RefSeq and is a predicted model, not a curated record.
UAAUGUCACUUCUACUGCCCCACUUAUUACUUAAUCUGUAAGAAAAUAACUUUUCCAAUGUGUUAUUUAUAACUGUUUGAUUUUGUUUCACCAAGUGAGUUUUUGAUGUUUUGUCUAACAAUGAGUGAAAAUGGGUCUGAAAGAUCCAAAGUCACUGGUUGCCUUGAUGAAGGUGAUAUUGCUACUUUUGUAUGACUAAUUUCUAGAAAAUUGAAAUUUUGAUUGCUUUGCAUCUUUUAAUCUUUCUGGGUAUGUUAAGGUUCUUCUCUGUAGUUUGUAAUACUUUUUUAAUCACGUUUUGGAAUCUUUGCUUGCACUUGCUUAGUUUUUAAGCAAGCAUAAGAUAUGUAAACAGUGUAGCCUGAUGGGGCUUUUUGUUGUUUGUCAUUCUUUCUUUGGAUUCUUUGGAAGUUUGCAUAAGAUACAUACAAUUUGCUUCUGUUAUAGAGCUUCAUCACAGAAAUGUGUUCUAGGGGUUGCUUUCAAGCACCGUUUGUUAGAUGCUUUGUGAAGAAACCCUCAUGUUCAGUGUUUUGUGGUGCUUGGUUUCGUGUUCUUGUGCUCUCUUUCAUGGAUAGGUUAAAGCUCAAAUGCAAGGGGAUUUUCUGUAGCAUAGAUUGUUUUGGGUGCUGCAAAAGAACUCCAGAGAUUAUUUCAAUGGAUGAAGCUUCUAAAGGACUAAGAGCUCAAGAACAAACAGGGACCAGAAUGGAAAGAUCAGAUGGUUUCUGGAGCAGCAGCACCUUUGAAUUAGACCCUAGUGAAGCUCACUCGCAGAGAAGCAUCUCAUCGAUUGGAAUAUCAAAUAAUCCUUCUGAUCCUCAAAGUAGUGGAGGCAGUCAAACUGGUCCUCCAGAAUUUGUUAACCAUGGGCUUCUUCUCUGGAACCAGAUAAGGCAACAAUGGGUAGGAAAAAAAGGGUCUGAGAGUAUCACAGAAAUUCAAGAACCAAGAAUAAGUUCCAAUGCAACCUAUGACACCUUACUUGGGAGCAACAAGCCCUUUCCCCAACGCAUUCCUUUGAGAGAAAUGGUUGACUUUCUUGUUGAUAUUUGGGAGCAAGAGGGUUUGUAUGACUGACCAAACAAAAUUGUAAGUUUUUGUUUUUUGCCGAGGAUGUUGGAGGAGAGGUGAUGUGGAAUUUGUUUGGUGUUACAUUACAAUGGCUGUGAAUGGAAUAACUUCAAAAUUUUCUCUUUCUGUGUUUGGCUUCUUUUCUUAUUCCAAAUCCAUUUGAUUAAUUCAUUUGUGUAACUCUUCAUUGAUUCAUAGACAAAUUAUCAGCUGCAAAAGGAUAAUUUCAAGCUUCAGCUGCUGCACAAGUUUAUGUUAGAUAUGUUUUUCCAUGUA